UUCUGCACCGCACAAUAGCUAUUUUAAUUGUAAUUUUCCUUGACACAGUUAGUUCACAUCUCAAAUGAGUCACUCAAUAACUGGCCAUCUUAGAUGAAAAUGACAAGCUGAAUUCACCCGAUGAGACAAUUUUCUGAGAACUCUCAUUCUUUCACUCUCUCUCUCUCUCCGCUCUGCUCCACUUCUCAUACAAUGAGAUUGCUUCUUCAGCCUCCCGUGCCUCGACGAUAACACAAUUUCGCGCUGACACUGGCUGACGGUCGUGGAUUGAGGACAGACCGAGAAGAGCCAAUUUCAUGCUAAUAGUUAAAAACGCGGUGUAGUAGACGGACAUUACAUCUAGUUGGCAUCAUUUAUCCUGCGUAGACGUAGACUAUGGAGAUCCAGUGUUUGGAAUAGAUUCCAGUGUAUCUAAAACGAUGAUGACCGGGAUUACUUCGGGCACGGGCUCGGCUUCGUGCCGUUUUGCCCACUACUUCGUGGUUUGUGGAUUGGACACGAAGACUGGUCUAGAACCCGAGGAACAAGCAGGUGAGAGCUUUGAGCAGAGCCCCAUCCGGAGGUCCUUUAAGUCCAAGGUUUUGGCCCACUACCCUGAGAGCACAGAGAGGCGGCCCUUCAACAGAGAUGCAGUCAAUAUGCUCUGCAUGCCUCGGGGCCUGUCCUUCCGCACUCAGACGGACGACCGUGUCCCCUUCUUCCACUCCUUCACCGUCUCCCAGGACGACGGCACGCGCUUCUACGGCUUCGUGCAGACCUACUACGAGGAGGUGACGAGUGCCCAGAUCACCAUGGCGAUGCAGACCCUUCAUCAGAUGCAUCGUGUCGAACACCACUCCUCGUCCUCUUCCACCUCCUCCUCCGCCUCCUCCCCCUCCACUUCCAGCAUGGACUCUCUGGUGAACAGCCUGGAUGAGUCGGACGCCGACUCCCUGGCAGAGCGCCCCCUGUCGGCUUGUCCUUGCUGCGCGACCGGCUUCUUCCAGUCGGCUCAGGACACCCUGUACGCCUCCAAGGCCCUCUGUCUCCUCACGCCCCUCCCCUUCCUGCAAGCCUCCCGCCACUUCCUGACGCAGCUGCAUCAGGCAGUGGCGGCGAGCGACGCCCCCCCGCUCCCCCUGGAGAGCUACAUCCACAACAUCCUGUACGAGGUGCCCGUGCCGCCACCUGGACGCUCCCUCCGGUUCCACGGCGUCCAGGGGCCCAUCAUGUGCCAGCAGCCCGGCCAAGAGGAGCUCCCGCUGGGCGACUACCCACUGGGAGAGGCCUUCUCUCUGCUGGGGGUGGAGAACCUGGUGAGGCUGCUCACCUCCGUACUGCUGGAGAGCCAGGUCCUGCUAUUGUCAAACGACUAUCAGCGGCUGAUGACGGUGGCGGAGAGCAUCUCCACCCUGCUCUUCCCGUUCCAGUGGUGGCACAUCUACCUGCCUGUCCUGCCCGCAUCCCUGCACCACCUGCUAGAUGCCCCCGUGCCCUUCAUUAUCGGGAUCCAGCGCCGGGAUGCCAGCGCCCAGCGCUCUACUAUGGAUCUGUCCCAUGAGGCCAACCUGUGCUUUGUGGACAUCGACAACCAUCAUGUGGAUCUGCCCGAAGAUCUUCCCCUCUUCCCAGACCAGCUGGAGCUCAUCCAGGAGCUAAACGAGGUGCUGCUUCGCUUCGGCCUGCAGACACACGCUGGUGCCACCAUCACCAACAAGCCCGACCCAGCCGCUCCCCCCUGCCUCAGCAGCCUCGUCUUGGAGGACCUGAUGGAAGACAGGCGCAAUGGCAACCUGGGAAGGGAGCAGCUGGCCGUGCUGGAGCGGCUGCAGGCGCUAGCCAGGAGGUGCGGAGGAACGGCAGGAGGGAAGACACUGGGACGGGCGUUCGAGGAGGAGGAGGAGGAACUGAAGGAGGCCAAGAUGAAUGUGCAGCUGAGGGAGGUGUUUGCCGGGCGCUUCGCCACCUUGUUUGGGAGGUACGAGGAGUUUGUGAUCCACAGCGCGCCUGACCUGGAGUCUUGGCUGAGCAACCGAGAGGGAGUGAGCAACUUCGAUAAGGGCUCCUUCCUGUCGACGCAGCCGACCCAGCACUUGCACUUCCUGUCCAGGUUCCUGGAAACGGCCAUGUUCUCGUCGUUCGUUGACAGCAAGGUGUUGUCUCGCUGGGCUGACCGGGAUCCGAUCCAGCGGGUGUUCGACAGGCGCUUGGAGAAGGACCGCCUUUACGACACGUUCGAGGACGACCCCGGAAACCGCCGCUACAGGAAGUGUGCUGUGCUCCAUGAGUCAGCCCAGGCCGUGGAGCGCAGGCUGCUGAAGGCGGACCACACGGCCAUCCACCCCCACCUGUUGGACAUGAGGAUCGGCCAGGGACGACACCAUCAGGGCUGCUUCCCUCGGCUCCAGGCUGACGUCCUGGCCCAGGGACACAACACUACCAAGUGGUCAGGUCGUAACGCUCGCAGAAGCGACCCUAGGAAACCAGUGACCUCCCCGGAGACCACGUCUGGACUGGACAAUGAUCUGAGAGAGAAGUACUCUCCGGGACGGAGGAGCCUACGCCAGUCCAAGCUCCUUGACCCCUCCCCCUCGGCUGUCACUCAAACCAAGCGUGGGUUUGUGGACGGGCUGCUGCGGGAGUGUCGUCUGAAGACCAGGCGUAUGUUGAUGGAGAGGAUGGGGAAGGAGAGGGCGGAGUCGAGCCAGGUGGAGGCCGGCAUCACGGGCCUGCAGGAAAACACGCUGAUCCACAGCAUCUGCGUUCUGCUGGAGAGGACCUGGGCCCACGGGCUGAAGAUGAAACAGAAGAGAUCUGCACUGUGGUCUCACCUGCUCCACUACCAGGCCAACGAGGAGAAGGCGGAGCCAGGGUCCCCAGCCGAGUCUCCAGUGUCCGGUGGGUCGGACAGCAGGAGGCUCAGGGAUGGGCUUCCACCCCCGAAAGGCUCCUUCGCACAGGAAAUAAGGUUUGUCCAGACUAUGAACGAAAGUCUGAGUGAAGUGGGACGGGCACGGGCCUGGGUCUAUCUGGCGCUGGAGAAGAAACUUCUCUCACAGCACCUCAAACUGCUGCUGACCAAUCAGGACCUACUGCGGCAGCUGUAUAAGCCCCAUGCGUUCCUCCUGUGUGAGGAAGAGAGAGAGCAGUUCCUGUUUCACCUGCUGUCCCUAAACACUGUGGACUACUUCUGCUUCACACGCACAUUCACCUCCAUCAGCAUUCCGUACCGUGUCGUCAUAAUGCCCAUGAAGAAGCUGAGCAUUGCCAUGGCAAUGUCCAACCCCUGGGUGUGCGUGUCUGGAGAGCUGGGUGACUCUGGGAUCAGGCAGAUCCCUAAAAACACACAGGAGAUCUACUUCCACUGUCAGAAUCUGGGCCGUCUGAGCACCCUGCAGUUAGGUCAGGAGAACUCUGGUCUAUUAGCCAAGUGUCUGGUGGACUGUGUGAUCGUACACAAUGAGAUCACUGGACACACCUACAGGUUCCCGUGUGGGCGCUGGCUGGGGAAGGGCGUGGGCGACGGCAGCCUGGAGAGGGUGCUGAUUGGUCAGCUGGUGUCACCCGGAGGAGAGGAGGAUUCUGGAAGGUGGGCGGGGACGCCCCCGGAGCAGGGCUCGCCCCCUCAGAUUGGACUCACAGGUGGUCUUGGGUCCCUGGGGCGCUGCAGCAGCCACAACAGACUGUCCUCCGUCCAGGUUCAGGAGGAAAUAAGGGAAGCAGUGAACAACCUCGUCAAGCACUUUCACAAAGCUGAGCCGGAGAGGGGGAACCUGACUGCUCUGCUGUGUGGAGAGGUGGGGCUGGUGCGCUCCCUGGAACAGUUACUCCUCCACGGCUUCAAGUCCUCACGCUUAUUCCAGAGGAGUGUGUUCAUAUGGGACUUUGUGGAGAAGGCGGUGGUUUCCAUGGAGACAGCAGAUCAGAUGGGUGACUUGCAGGGGUCAACGGAACUGUGUGACUCGAUGUGUCACUAUGUUAACGCCAUCAACGCCACAUCGCGGAACAUCGGAAAGGAGGGCAAGUUCCAGCUGUGGGUGUGUCUUGGAGUGAGGGACCAACUGCUGUCCCUGUGGCUCCCCCUGUUGGCUGAGAGCCACCUGGCAGCGCGUCUCUACGAGGAGACGGCGCUGUUCCGGGACCGCGCCGCCGUCCACUCCCUCUCCCGCCUCCUUCACACCCUCCGCGAGUUCCCUAUCGCCCUGGAGACGGCCCUCGUCAAGGGGGUCGACCUCUAACCCCGACUGCCGCAGAGGAUUUGGAGCAUCGCCCCCCCCCCAUCUCCAGGCUGCACAUCGCACAAACGGGCAGCCGGACCUCAACAGUGUCCAGUGACCGCCCCCCUCCUGGGAAGUCACUUGAAACUCUUGAGACGAAGCCAGCCAGGCCAUGAGCCAGACCAGAGCUGGACCGCUGAACACUAAUGAGAAGAGGAACUGAUGGUGUGAGACUUGGGGACGGGAGGGAUAAGCUCAAUCUGGGAGGGUGCCGAUGAGCAACUUCUGCAGGUCUAUAGUGCCACAGGACAGUGGGCUUGUUGCCUCAUUCGCUGAUGUAAAUGCCAUUAAAUCCACUUCAAUGAAAACGUGACUAAGUAUUAUUCUCUUCUUACGCUUGAUUACACUGUGAUCCCUCUCUUGGAGUAGUAUGUUGGAUAGGCUCCCUUUAACUCGACAGGCUUCAAUGUCUCAGCUCACAUCUCGAAGAACCAGUGAGGAGAAAAGAGUUGCGGGGGUAGAGAGGCCUGAGACAUCCACCUUUUGACCCUAGGCUUUCAGGCCUACUUAUUGCUGUUAUGCUUACCCUUGGAAUAUAAACCUGACACAUGCAUGGCCAUAUCAGGGGUGUAUUCGCCCAGAACCAGCCUAGGAACUGACCUGAACUAAUCCAAUAAGAAAA
Messenger RNA from Esox lucius (northern pike), 4878 nucleotides. RefSeq names its product DENN domain-containing protein 5B. Gene Ontology annotation, molecular function: small GTPase binding; guanyl-nucleotide exchange factor activity. The transcript is spliced from 21 exons. Bases 420 to 4217 code for a protein of 1265 amino acids. The record is from RefSeq and is a predicted model, not a curated record. Lineage: Eukaryota; Metazoa; Chordata; Actinopteri; Esociformes; Esocidae.